CGUAAUAAAAAGAAUAAUUAUUAUCAAUCCGGUUGUGAAUCGAUGACGUCAUCAAAAUAAUACCGAUUUACCGACUGAUAAAAUUGAUGCAGCAACAUGCGCUCUCUCGCUUUCCAAGGUUGUCGCGAUAAUCAGCUGAAGGUUUUUGUGAAUACCGGCUGUCAAAACAAGCACUUUUGACGGGUGAACAUUCCAUUAUCGACGAUGGAUUGGUCUUUAUGGAGGCCUCGAGAAGAAACCCUAACAUCAAUCAAAGAACUUUUACAAGACGCAUUGAUCCCGGAUAGCGAAAUACAGAAAGACGUCCAAAACAAGCUGAAAAACCUCGAGAUUGUGGAAGAUUUCACCUAUUACCUUUUGUAUAUCGUCGGUCAGACGCAUUUCUCGGAGGAGAUUCGCUCGCUUAGCGGUAUUUUAUUAAAGAAUAAUAUCGCGGCAGUGUACAAUAAACUACCUCAAGACAGUAUUAUUAAGAUUAGACAGUUGUGUUUAAUGCUGCUUCGAGACCCAUGUCGAGACGUUCGGACGAGCAUUUCGAACGUGAUCUACACACUAGCGAAGCACAAUCUCAACACGUGGCCCGAAUUAAUACCGUUCUUGGUCAAGUCGUUCGAAACUCCAGACGAGUACGGCGACGUCGCCUUGACUACGCUGUUCAGCGUGUGCGAAGAGAUGAUGAACCUCGAGAAAUCAGAAGAGGAAAUCUGCACAAUCACGAAGGAGGUUUUUCCGAAGUUUGUCGAUUUCCUGGCGGAUGAGAAGUGUGAUAAAAAACAGAACAUAAUCAAACUAAUCAAUCAGUUUUUACAAGACCACUACAAGGUAAUGAAACAAUCUAUAGAUCUUGCCAAAUAUUUGAGAAAUGUGAUGCAGUUGGCUGACACGGAUGACCUAGAUAUGCAGAAGUACAUCUGUCACGCGUUUGUUAUGUACAUUGAGUAUCGAGAAGAGUGCCUCUUGCCUCACUUACAUGACGUCAUCAUGUAUCUUAUGAUUAAAACUCAGCACGAGGACCUCGAGGUGGCGCUAGGUGCUUGUGAGUUUUGGCUAGCCGUGACAAAAUUGAGUAACUGUAAAGAAAUACUCACUCCUUACAUUGACAAACUCAUCCCGAUUUUACUCAAAAACAUGAAAUACUCGACGUUUGAGUUGAUUGCUUUGAAGGAUACUCUCAGGGUGGAUGAACAGAGUGACGAUCCGUCAAAAGAGACGUUCCCGUUUCACAUGCACGAUAAAAGGAUAACUCGGGAGGAUGAUUGUUACGAGAACGAAGAUGGCGAUUUUUUGGGGAAUUGUGACGACGUUGAUGAUUUCUACGUCGGGUGGACUUUGAGGAAGUGCAGCGCUGCCUCCUUAGACGCGAUUGCUGUUAAAUUCGGGGAAGAUAUUCUCCCUUUGAUUGUCCCUUUUCUUAACGAGCUUCUCUACCAUCAAGAUUUUUUAAUUAAGGAGUCUGCGAUUUUGGCCCUAGGGGCAAUUUCCGAAGGUUGUAUGAACGGGUUGAAACCCCAUUUGCCGUAUUUGAUAGAAUAUUUGAUUCAUACUAUGAACGACGAACAUUCAAUGGUCCGUGUGAUCACGUGCUGGACGCUGAGUCGUUACGUUAGUUGGAUCAUCAACUCGCAACCUUCUCAUUCUAUUUAUUUUAUACCCGUUAUGACGAUUCUGCUGAAACACUUUAUGGACGAUAAUAAGAGGGUUCAAAGAGCGGCGAUUUCGGCCUUUUGCGUGUUUCAGGAAGAGGCACAGAUGCAACUGAUUCCUUACAUUGAUUUGAUUCUGGAAGGGUUUCAGCUCGGGUUUCAAAAAUUCAAUUAUCGCAGUCUUUAUUUGUUGUACGACGCUAUAAACGUCUUGGCUCUUUCGGUGGGGAACGAGUUAAGCAAGCCAGCGUAUAUAGAAAAAUUGAUGCCCCCAAUAAUGCAAAAACUCAACGAGUAUAAUAAUUAUUCCGACGACCAGUUCAUUGCCGUUCUUGAAUGUUUAGCCAACAUAAUCCCAUCUUUGGACGCCGGCUUUUUACCUUAUUCCGAAGUGGUAUAUUUGCAAUGUAUGGAAAUAAUCAUGGACACUUUUAUGGCGGAUGCUAAUUUCCAAGAGAACCUAAACGGGUUUGAUCCUCCGGAUAAAGAACCCAUGCAUGUUGCGCUGGACGUCUUAUACAGCAUGGCAGUGGGACUUAAAUCCUAUUUUUAUAAGUACGUUACAAAUAGUAACUUAGUCUGUCUCCUCUACACGACGAUGCAAGACUGCUCCUUUUUGAUCCGACAAUCGUCCAUAGCCUUAUAUGGAGAAUUAGUAUUGAUCUGCUACCCUUAUUUAUCCACAAACGUGGGCGACUACAUUAAAUUAAUAAUAAAGAACCUCGACGAGUGCUACGAAGGGGUUUGUAAAAACGCCGCCUGGGUCAUCGGUAAACUAACCACCGUCAUGGGCGCCGAAAUUCGCCCCUACGUACCUGAAAUUUUAACCGCUUUCAUCAACAUUCUGAGGAACCCGACGGUGUCGAGAGCCAUGCACCAAACCGUCUCGGUCUCGCUUUGUACGCUCUGUUGCGUGUGUCCCGACAUCACCAUAACCGAGUCCGACAUCGUUCUGAAGAAUUGCUGCAUGUCCUUGCGCAGCCUGAAGGAUUCAGACGAGAAGGACCUGGCCUUCCGGGGCCUGUGCCAAGUGGUCGUUCGUCACCCGGACUUCUGCCAGAACAACUUCAUGUACUUCUGUGAUGCUGUGGCGUCGUGGAACGCCGUCAAACCUGACUUGAAGGAUAUCAUAAAGAAUAUUUUAAUCUCUUUUAAAGAACAAUGCGGGGAAAUGAACUGGAUACAGUUCUAUGGGCAAUUUCCUGAGCUGCUGAAGCUACAACUGUAUAAUCUUUACGGGGUUUGAACAGUUUCAUUUAAACAAUUUAACGGGGAACGAAUUUUUGGGUGGGAUAGCUUGAGUGCACCUGCCUUGAGUUAAAUCGCGUCAUAUCGUCCACGAGGGAGGGAUCGCGUUCGUCUAUCAUAACAAUCAAGAUUUUAAACCAAAAAGUGAUCAUCGUCGUCAAACAUGGGGAUUUAUUUCAAGAGUCUGCAACUAGUCGUUCUGGGAAAAAUGCAUCCGAACUUAAUGAUUUACACCAAAAGCUGUUUUAAAAAUACAUUCUUUUAACGGUUCUGUGUUAUCUUUUUCCUAUAUUUGUAACUUUCAAGUAUUCUGACUUGGCUUUACAAUGUUGCAUUUAACUAAAGCUGAUUAUCGAUGUUUUUUUCCAUGAUAGAGGAUACUUUUGAUAUUGUAUUGUUCAUUGUGAUCAUUAAAGUGCUCAAACUGG
This is a messenger RNA of Zophobas morio, 3319 nucleotides long. Its product is annotated as transportin-2-like. The coding region runs from base 205 to 2889 and encodes 894 amino acids. Gene Ontology annotation, molecular function: small GTPase binding; nuclear import signal receptor activity. Gene Ontology annotation, biological process: protein import into nucleus. Gene Ontology annotation, cellular component: cytoplasm; nucleus. The transcript is spliced from 2 exons. Lineage: Eukaryota; Metazoa; Arthropoda; Insecta; Coleoptera; Tenebrionidae. The record is from RefSeq and is a predicted model, not a curated record.